GCCCAUCCAAAACGCAGGAAAUUCAGCCGUCGGCGGCGGCCAGGCCAAUAAAACUGCCGUAACGAACCAACACACGCAGCUCUGCCUCUCCUUCUCCAUAAACAGCAGCAGCAGCAGCAGCAGCAACGAAAAGUUGCAGCCACGCACCUGACCUGGUCACCAGAGAGCAAUCGCGCGGCCGGGGAGGGCAGCGCGCUCGGUCAUCAGAAGCAGAGGCGGCCUGCACUGCAGGGGGUGGAAACCGAAGGGGAGCGCGUCGACGGGCGUCGAGGCUGGCCGCCGCGAGGAUCCCGGCGCCCGUGCGCGCUGUCAUGGCGUGGUGGCGGAAGAAGGUGGUGUCCCCGGCGCGCCGCGCGUGGGCCGCCGUCUCCACCCGCGUCCGCGCGCGCAACACAGGCAGCGGCGGCAGCAUACUGAAGCUUCACGAGGAUGUGCAGACCUGUGGCUACAGGGACGUGCAGGUGAUGUUCGACAUCCUGACCUCGGAGCUGGAGGCGUCCACACACCGCCCCGCCAAGCACCACCACCAGCAGCAGCGCAAGCGGCCGCCGUGGCCGCCGUGGCCCAGCCACCGGUCAUCCUCCAUGAUCGCGGCCGCGCAAUAGAGGCCACGCACCACGACGCUGACUGACGGCGGCGUGGGCAUGGAGUGGAAAGCUAGCUGCGCGUCCUGUGGAUGAUGGCGCUGGUUAAUUAAUAAGCAAGCAGUUCAGUUAAGAACACCGGAUUAGCACUAUACUAUACUAGUACGUGAUGAUAGCUAUUAGUCCCCCUGCCCGUCUCUCCGGCGAAAGAGCGAAGAAAUCCAAGUCCAGCAGCGUCAAGGUAGUGUCAUAAGCUGGCUGGUCUGAAUGUGUUUGUACAUAGUACAUAGCACCUGUGCUGAAUUUUUCACAAUACUCGGAGAAAUAGAUGGAGCAAGAGGGGUUUGUUAUUUUUUCCUUCAAGUGUAUUAUGUCUGGUUAUGUUGCCAUUUGUAUGGUUCAUAAGCCCUUGAACAAUUUCUGAAGACUUUUUUCAAAAAAAAGUGAGAGGAUGUUAGCAGUAACA
Messenger RNA from Sorghum bicolor (sorghum), 1050 nucleotides. RefSeq lists its product as uncharacterized. NCBI's taxonomy places the organism in Eukaryota, Viridiplantae, Streptophyta, Magnoliopsida, Poales, Poaceae. The coding region runs from base 312 to 605 and encodes 97 amino acids. The transcript has 2 exons. The record is from RefSeq and is a predicted model, not a curated record.